Molecule: messenger RNA, 924 nt
Organism: Telopea speciosissima
Lineage: Eukaryota; Viridiplantae; Streptophyta; Magnoliopsida; Proteales; Proteaceae
Product: probable BOI-related E3 ubiquitin-protein ligase 2
Exons: 2
Coding region: 36-875 (279 amino acids)
Molecular function (GO): ubiquitin-protein transferase activity
Source: RefSeq, a predicted model, not a curated record
UGGUGUUUGGUGAUUUUGUUAGAAAUCCUUUUGUUAUGAUGGCUGUUCAAGCACAGCAGUAUUCGGAGAAUCUGGGUUUUACUUUGUGCGGUUCGCAGGAAUGGAUGGAUUCUUGUGGUGGGUUUAAUGAUUUAUAUCUCAAUCUCCAACAGCAAGAACAAAUGCAACAGUUACAGAAUAUCAAUCUAUUCAAAAAUCACAAUCUGGGUUUCGAAAAUAACCCCCUGAUUUCUUCUUCUUCUUCUCAAAGUAACCCUCUGUCAAUGGCGUUUUCUGAGUCUUUAGCUGCUCAGAUUGAUAAGCAGGGAUUGGAGAUCGAUCGGUUUAUUCUAUUACAGAACGAGAGAAUCAGAUUAGCUCUGCAAGAGCAAAGGAAGCAUCAAGUGGCCAUCCUUCUAAGGAAAAUGGAAUCAAAGACGGUGAGCUUAUUGAGACAGAAGGACGAAGACAUUGCAAGAGCGGCUAAAAGAACAAUGGAGUUGGAAGUAUGCUUGAGAAGGAUGGAGAUGGAGAACCAAGCAUGGCAGAGAGUCACCAAAGAGAAUGAGGACAUGGUUAUGGUUCUCAAUAACGCUCUGGAACAGGUCAAAGAGAACGUUUGUUGCUUUCCAUCUGCCGGAGCAGAGGAUGCAGAGUCUUGUUGCGACAUCUCUCAGGAGCAUUACAGAGAAGAGAAGAUCAGAAGAAAAGAAAAAGAAGAAGAAGAGGAACCAAUGAGAAAGAUGGCUUGCAAGGCCUGCAAUUCUCGAAGAUCGUGCGUUCUUUUCAUUCCUUGCAGGCAUCUCUGUUCGUGCAAGUCUUGUGAAACCUUCCUCGAUUCUUGUCCUGUCUGUAAUUCUCCAAAAAAGGCGAGCAUGGAGGUCUUGAUGUUGUAGAGAAAAGCAAAAAUAGAGAAAUUAAAAUCUUUUUCUUUGUUUCUUUCUU